GAAAGUGCUGAUAGUCAUCUCGAUGGCAAAGUUACGUCGUCGAAUGCCAUGCUUCGAACGGCCACAUGAAAAUUGUUUCUUCUCAUCUAUCCAACUGGUACUAUCCAACUAUCCAUCAGUCUGCAAUCACAUUUCAGGGGUUGAAGUUAAUGAUAGCAGGACAUCACGACCAUCGCCACGCUUUUGGAUGGAAAGGAAGAUGGCUGGUAAUCACUCCUUGGCAGUGCGACUAAUCAGAACGCGUGCGCGCAGCGUCACAUCACGUGUGGUAAGUGAACACGUAUGUGACCGUCACGGGCUCGCUCUUGAAACGGUAGUCGAUCCAGUCUCGUUCCUCUCCGUCCUUUCAGUGCUCGAUCGAAAAUGGGUGUGCCGGGUCUAUGGAAGGUAGAAAAUAUAAAUCCGUUACUGUUGCAUGCAUUUUCUGAAUGAUCGUCCCAAGGAACUUGAGCCUGCAGGAAAAGUGCGCUCCCUGACGGAAGUAGCUGUGGUCGAAGGCUUCGAGAACAACUCCAACGGAUUGCGCGGAUUCAGAAUCGGGAUAGACGCCAGUAUCUGGUUCUUCCACGCUGCGUAUGGGAAAGAGGGGGAGAACCCGGAGCUCAGGACUAUGUUCUUCCGCUGCGCCACGCUCAUGCAUGCGCCGUUCCUCCCGCUGUUCAUAUUCGACGGACCACUGCGCCCGGGACAGAAGAGGGGAAAGAACAUCAACCGACAGAGUCAUAAGCUCACGACGGGGAUGAAGGAGAUCGUCGAGUCGUUCGGGUAUGAGUGGCGGGUGGCGCCUGGGGAAGCCGAGGCCGAAUUGGCGUACCUCAACCGCAUCGGUGUGAUAGAUGGCAUCCUUUCAGAUGACGUCGACAACUUCCUGUUCGGUGCCACUACCGUGAUACGCAACUCCAGCAACAAUCUCUCUGGAAAUCGUUCAAACCCGGUCCUCAACUCAGAUGGCCGGGACGACAAAAACCAUUCGCGCGUCUUCCGCAUUGAGGAUAUCACGGACAAAACGGGCUUGACGCGGGGGGACAUGAUCCUUAUCGGGCUGUGCAGUGGCGGAGACUAUGACACGAGCGGGAUGACUGGAUGUGGGCCAGGCAUCGCGCGGGGACUCGUCAAGUAUGGGUUUGGUCGGUCCCUAUACGAUGCUGCGAAGAAUCUCCCCGCGAGGGCCUUCCUGCGUUUCCUGGGCUCGAAGCGGAAGAAGCUAGCGAGUCAGAUACCCGACGCGUUUCCGGAUAUCGAUAUUCUCUUGUCCUACGUCAACCCGAUGACGUCUGAAUCUAUGGGGCGAGCCAGUGACAAUCUCAAUCUCACGUGGCGGAAGGAGCCAGACCUAGGAAAGCUCGCGGCCACUUGCGAGUUCUACUUCGAAUGGGGGUACCGCGACGCCAUAGUCAAGCGCUUCAAAACGGUCAUCUGGCACGGCGCUGUCAUGCGCAUCCUGCGAAGAGCUGUUUUGGACCUCGAGGAGAAAAGGCUCGCUGCGCCGACGACACCAAGGAAGAAUGCAAAACCGCCCGUGGAAGGAACGCCGUCCAAAUUGAUCACCAGGCAUUUCUCGUCGAUGAAUAUUGACUCGGGCGACAGUGACGCUGACGACGACGAACAGCUCAUGUCCAAGAUCACCCGCGCGCGCAACCAUGCUUCGACAGACGGCAUCUUAGAGUAUCGAGUGGAGGUUCGACCGGGCCAGCUCGUACGACUGGCCGAGUCUGGAGUCAAGAACACGCGCCGACCGCUCGAUGUCGACCCAUGGAUCACACCUGAGCAGAGACGCGCGCAAGAGCAGAAGGAGAUCUUGCUGUGGAUACCGGCGAGCAUGAUGCAGCUGGCUGAGCCCCGGCUUGUGCGUGAGUUUGAGGACAAGGAAGAGGCGAAACGGGCGAAGAAAGCGAAAAAAGGUACUGGGACGAGAUCUGCCGCUCCGAAGGCUAGGAGUCCGAAGGCUAAGAGGAUUGUCAAGAAAGCCAAACCCGUCGUGGAAGAAGAUACGGAGGAGGAGGUUCCGAGGAUAGUGAUCAAGAAACAAGUCAAGGCUAUCCCGGAAGAGGAAGAGGAGUCAGGGCCGAGCACUCCGUCCAAACCCAAGACGGCCCCGAAAGCUAAAAUGACUUUGCCCUCGGACUCGGAAGACUCGGAAGACGACCAGUUGCCUGUUUUCAGCAAACCAAUGCCCGCCAAGAAGAUCAUCAAGACCGGCGACGACCCAUUCUUACAGUCGGCGCCUCUACGAGUCGUGCGAGAUUUGACUAGAGGCAAAUCACAAGCGCGGAUGAACGACUUUAUGCCGCUCGCACAUGCUCGGGCUCGCUCCAAAGCAACGGCGAGUGCUCCUGUACGGUCACUGUCAGCUGUCCUGGGGGUGAGUAACCGUCUUGACGCCGUCUCCGCCCCACGUACGAGUGGAUCGUCGGAUCCAACGAGUCAACCUAGUGUUCCCGCAAAGACGGCACGGCCGUUCCCGUUAGCGGGCCAGGAUCGGUCACGUGCGCGCCAGCGGUCCAACUCGUCCGAUUCGGACUCGCGUCUGUCGACGAAAGUGCUCAAAUCUCCACGGAAGGCAAAAGAACACACAUCGCCAAGGAAGGGUCCGACUGCCUCUCGGGCUGCUUCGCCGACGCCAGGUGCAAGACGGCCCCUAGUCAAGCCCGCUGUGAUCGACAUUUCUAGCGACUCGGAGGAUGAGCCUAGGCCUCGUCUCCCAGCGAAGGAGAUUAUAGAUCUUAGUGAUUUAUGA
Molecule: messenger RNA, 2737 nt
Organism: Mycena citricolor
Lineage: Eukaryota; Fungi; Basidiomycota; Agaricomycetes; Agaricales; Mycenaceae
Source: the annotation of a GenBank genome assembly